UAUAGUCUGUGACAGGUACAUUCAAAACUUAAAACCGUUGAAGUCGUUAAGCCAAGAAUAAUUUCUGCUUCUUUCUAUUUUGUUUUUGUUGAUCCACAACUUCUACAAGUUUUAUAAAUAGCACCUACACUAGACCCGACCUGUAACUGUCGGACAGUGUGGUUUAUAAUCAUAAACGGUCUCAGAUCAAUAAAAGCGAAUGUUUUCAAACCUAAUACUAAACGAUUCUUCAUUUGCAUCUCCUGAUAAGGGCAUAACAACCUUUUACAAGAAAUUUCAAAAUCUUUUGGGUCGCGGUACAGAUAGUAGCAGUGUGAAAAUUAAUGAAGACAUGUUGUCUGUUGGAGCAAGCACAACUGCAUCUGAGGACAGUUUCAUAACACCAGUGUCAUCGGUAGGUGACCUAAUGACGAUGUCUCCUAAGCGGUGUAACGAUGGGUCGGAACAGAGGAACGAGACCAGCGACCUGUUAACAGGAUCAGACUACGAUAGCAUUUGUGAUGUUACUAUGAAAGAGGUACCAAUGUCUGACGAUAUGUUUAUUGAUGCCACAAGUUUGGACUAUCUCGUCAAGUGUGCCGAGUCAAAUCGCAACCAUAACCACAUAGAUCGCGGCAAGGAAAGUUUGUUUGUGAAGUUUGAUCCACUGUACGCACGGCAAAAGCUAGAAGACGCUAGCUCUGUUACUACGGAAUCAGCAGUCGACUCGUCCGAGUGUGACGUGGGUUACGAAACAGGCAGUACUGUGUCAAAUACGGAAAAUAAUGUUAUUGCACCUAAACACUCACAGUCUACUGGGGCUAUGCCUUCAUUAAGCAAACCCAUGCAAGUUGUGCCACCUGUAGUCAACAGCGAAAACUCCAAGACAAGUGGCAAUUGCAUUAAAUCUACUCCAGCCCUCAUGCGCAGUGUUUCUGCUAUUCUGACACCCUCAAGGGGAGUGGCUACUGAGAGGCUCAUCAGCAUAUCAGGCAGCACUCCUCCCACAGCAGCACCGAGAAGUCCUCGCUAUCACAAUUUCACCUCACAAGAUGUGGAUCACCUUCAUACUCUGAGAAGUAUUCUUCAAAAACAAGAGCAGGAGGUGUUGCAGCUCAGACAACAGAACAGAGAGCUGAAGUGUACAAUACAGGAUAUGCAACAUGAUCACAACAGGGAAACAGAAGAUCUGACGGCUAAAGUUAAGAAACUGACUGAUGACAAGGAAAAUUAUUUACAGAAAGAAAAUAAAUUGCUUCAACAAAUCAAUGACAAGAUUAUAAGCAACAAACAAAUGAGUAUUGUCAUGGAGGAGUAUGAGAAGACAAUAUCCUCACUAAUCGAGGAACAACAGCGUGAAAAGGUACAGAACCAUGAGACCCUGGAAAAAGUCACAUCGGAAAGGGAUCAAGCUUUAAACCAUUUAAGUAAUAUGGAGAGUUCUUUCAAUGAUCUCCUUACAAAAUAUGAAAAGUGUAAGAGUGUAAUAUUGGAAACUAAAGAGAGGGAAAAGGUUUAUGAACAGAAAAUGUCUGAGUAUCAGGCUGCUGUAAAGAAAUAUGAAGAGCUGUAUGGGAAUUUGAAACAAGUGACUUCUGAGGCACUGACUAAAGCUAAUGAAACACUGGACAACCUCAAAAAGAACUACAAUAUUGAAGUAACAAAGUUGAAUGCUACGGUUAAAAAGCAUGAAAUUACUAUAGCUUCUUUACAAGAAUCUUUGGUUCAGAAGACUAGGGAUAAUGAGGAAUUGAUGAGGUUAUAUGAUCAGCUCAUUAGUGAAGUGCAUUAAUAUAUUUACUAAAUUUCUAAUACUAUGUCUUCGCUCGGUGCUUUCUCACAUUUCCAAGCGUGUGAUGUUAUAGGUCUGCUUGUCUUAGCUAACUUCUCUCUGUGAUGAAUCUCAACUUUUUUUGUUAAAUUGUUAGUUUUAAUAAUAUUAUUUAUUAGUAUUUAGUUUUUUAACUUUUUAUGACAUUUGUUUGUGAUUAUGUUUCUAUUUUAUGACAACAGUAUUAGUUUCUGACCUGUACACCUAGAUACACUGCAUACUAUAUUGUAUUUUUGACAUAAUAGAGUAGUAAAACUACAACAUUUUAGAUUAAUGACCAAAUAAGAUUUUUAGAACAAUUCAACUAAUUUGACACAUUGAAAUGAUCUAACUUUGUGUUGAAUGGAAAAUCAAACAUUGUUCUUGUAAUAGAAUAAAUUAUAGCAACAAAAAAAAUAUUAUAAAAUUAUUCCAAUGUGAUAAUCGAAAGGUAACAUAGUGAGCAGCUAUUAGUAGCUAGGCGAUAGUCAUAACAAGGCAUUUUAGUUACUUAGAGUACCUAAUAUAAAAGGCAUUUAAAUACAAAUGAGCUAAGGAGCAAAUACAAUCAUGUUUUAAGAUUUGAUACAACUAUUUCCAAGCCUCGCAAAAAAAUAAUGUGCCAUCAAAAAAAAAAGCUAAUAAAAUUUUGAUACAAUAACUUAUUGCUGGCCAUAUAAUUAAUUGAAUUUAUUAUUUGAAUAUAGAAUACUAAUAAAAUAUAUAAUGUUUAUAACUAUUACUGUAUUUUUUUUUUCAAAUUGUCUAUGUAAGACUUUUCUACUUGGUACUGUUGCCUUUGCAUUUUUUAUCGUAAAAUUUAGAGAUAAAUAUUCUAUUGUAUCUACUACCAAUGUUAUAUUAGAUUUGUAAUGCUAAUUUUAAGGGUGUUGGUAAAACCCAGGACAUUUCAUUACGUUAAAUACUUGUGUAGUAAUGAUUGAGAAUAAGUCUUAAUUUUCGUCUUUAAUUUUGCGUUCUCUGUUUGUCCAGACGUGCAUUUUGUACUUAGAUAUUUAAUAAAGGAUUUUAUAAUAA
This is a messenger RNA of Spodoptera frugiperda (fall armyworm), 2827 nucleotides long. RefSeq lists its product as uncharacterized. Bases 200 to 1771 code for a protein of 523 amino acids. The record is from RefSeq and is a predicted model, not a curated record. Gene Ontology annotation, cellular component: cytoplasm. Gene Ontology annotation, biological process: mitotic spindle organization; cell population proliferation. The transcript has a single exon. Lineage: Eukaryota; Metazoa; Arthropoda; Insecta; Lepidoptera; Noctuidae.